Molecule: messenger RNA, 1239 nt
Organism: Anarrhichthys ocellatus (wolf-eel)
Lineage: Eukaryota; Metazoa; Chordata; Actinopteri; Perciformes; Anarhichadidae
Gene: p2rx3a
Product: purinergic receptor P2X, ligand-gated ion channel, 3a
Exons: 12
Coding region: 1-1239 (412 amino acids)
Biological process (GO): response to ATP; calcium ion transmembrane transport
Cellular component (GO): plasma membrane
Molecular function (GO): purinergic nucleotide receptor activity; ATP binding; extracellularly ATP-gated monoatomic cation channel activity
Source: RefSeq, a predicted model, not a curated record
AUGGGCUCCAUGGUGUGGGGCUUCGUCACUGACUUCUUCACCUAUGAGACCACCAAGUCUGUGGUGGUCAAGAGCUGGACUGUGGGCAUCAUCAACCGGAUUGUACAGCUGCUCAUCAUUUCAUAUUUUGUCGGCUGGGUCUUCAUCCACGAGAAAUCUUAUCAGUCGAAAGACACCGGCAUCGAGUCCUCUGUGAUGACCAAAGUAAAAGGCUUCGGAAUCCACAGCAACCAAGUGAUGGAUGUGGCCGACUACGUCUUCCCCCAACAGGGCACAGGUAUCUUCUGCAUCAUGACCAAAGUCAUCAUCACAGAAAAUCAGUUUCAAAGCACUUGUCCAGAGGUGGAAGAGAAGUUUAAUUGUAUCACAGAUGACGACUGCGAGGAGCAUAAAGACAGCAUCCUUUCCAACGGGAAGAUAACAGGUGUUUGCCUUAACGUUACCUCCACCAAUGCCACUACGGGUCAUUGCCAGAUUGAAGGAUGGUGUCCAGCCGAGGAUGACAAAGUUCAGAUCGAUCCGAUGUUGGAUGUGAACAACUUCACCAUCUUCAUCAAAAACAGUGUUCGCUUUCCACUGUUCAAUGUCACCAGAGGGAACAUUCGCUCCUCAAUGACGAAAAAAAAAAUGAGGUCAUGUCAUUACCAUCCGGAGAUGAACCCCUACUGCCCCAUCUUUCGUGUGAGCGACGUGCUGAGCUACACUAAGCAGGACCUUUUUAACCUGACAAACAAGGGUGGAGAAAUAGGAAUAAAUAUUGAGUGGAAAUGUAACUUGGACCUGAACAUUGAGAAUUGUCUACCCAAGUACUCAUUCACGCGACUGGACGCGCCGUUUGCCAAGACUGACAUCUCCAGUGGCUACAACUUCAGAUUUGCCAAAUAUUACAAGACAGAGAAUGGGACAGAAUUUCGGACACUUCACAAAGCAUAUGCCAUCCGCUUUGAUGUUAUGGUCACUGGCAAUGCAGGAAAGUUUGACACAGUUCCAACACUGAUCAACUUGGUAGCUGCCUUCACCUCUGUUGGACUGGGUACGGUUCUCUGUGACAUUAUCCUACUAAACUUCUUGAAAGGGGCAGCCCAGUACAAAGCCAAGAAGUUUGAAGAGGUGUCGGAGGCUCAGAUAGAAGCAUCCCUUAGUCAGAGCCCAGGCAGCCAGCUGUCACUCAAACCAGGUAUCAAAAGCUCCUAUGACUCUGGAGCCAUUUCCCUCGAUACCUCUGAGCAACCUAUCUGA